Molecule: messenger RNA, 779 nt
Organism: Vicia villosa (hairy vetch)
Lineage: Eukaryota; Viridiplantae; Streptophyta; Magnoliopsida; Fabales; Fabaceae
Product: VQ motif-containing protein 8, chloroplastic-like
Exons: 1
Coding region: 82-660 (192 amino acids)
Cellular component (GO): nucleus
Source: RefSeq, a predicted model, not a curated record
UCUUUCUUCUUUUAGCAAACAUCACCUUUCUUUUUCAUAUACAUAUCUUUCAAUUUGUUGCAAUAAUAGUUGAACUUCAAUAUGAAACCUACUUCAAAAUUGCAUGGUUUUAAUUAUGAUCAACAACAAAAGAUAAACAUCAAUGGUCCACGUCCUACUCCUUUGAUGAUUCGCAAGCCUAACUCGUCACACAAACAGCAAAGGGUUCCCAUCAUCAUAUACACUCAAUCACCAAAGAUUAUUCAUACAAAAGCACAAGAUUUCAUGGCUCUUGUUCAAAGACUUACAGGCAUGACAACUACCAAUCAAGCACUGCCACGUCAGCAAGAGGUUUCUGAGAAUUUUGAUUCAUCUUUGUCAGAUGGAUCAAACAACAAUAGUAUCAACUACAAACACCUUGAUGGUGAUCAUGAAACUACUUCAACAACUAGCUCAGUUGAUAAGGGAGGUGUGAAUAGCAAUAUUGAUUAUGAACAAAGUCCUAAUAAUAUGAUGAAAUUUGCUGAGAUGCCAUUAUUCACUCCAACUUCAUAUGAUUUCUUUAGCCCAAACAAUUCAUCUCGACCAGUUUAUAAAUUUUCUGAUUCUCCAUAUGGGAUUUUGGGAAGUUUGAUAUCUCCUUCUGCAUUGGGAUUCAUCCAAGAUCUACCUGAAUAUUAAUUCAUUUAUAUGGUUGUUAGCCUUCUUCUGUAAUUAUCUCUCACGUUUGGUUAGGAUUUUAUUUAUUUGUAGAUUUAAAAACAUAGAACACGAAUAUUAUAGUUGAAUUGUAAAGUUGU